AAGAAGUAUUAAUUUAGAGAGAUUGCCAAGUGGCAAAAGUUAGAAGCGCGUGUCACAGUCAUCCUCGUGGUUUAGUUUGCAAAAAAGUAAUGCCCCUCACAAGAGGUUGUAUGGCAGAUCCCCACCUCCCCAUGUUACAACUUCUCCUCAACCUGUCCUUACCUUCCCCACAUUUUAUAAAACCCCAUAACCCUCUCUUCCUUUCUCCUAAUUCACUUCCUCAUCACACCCUUCAUUUCAUUUCCUCUCUUCCUCUUCCUUUCUUUCUUCACCCUUUUCAAUCUCAACUCAUAUCAUAACUAAAGGCACCAACAUGUGUAGUUCUAAGGCCAAAGUUACUGUUGGCAUAGAGGGUGUUGCUGCAGCUGCUGCUGCUGCUGCUGCAACCACCACUGUCAUGCCUUCUUCAGUGGCUAGAAUCAAUGGAAGGCCGGUCCUUCAACCCACUUGCAACCGUGUUCCAAACCUUGAAAGGAGGAAUUCCAUCAAGAAAGUGCAGCCACCAAAGUCACUUUCUCCACCCUCACCACCUCUUCCUAGCAAGACCUCAUUGACACCCCCAGUUUCUCCGAAGUCUAAGUCCCCAAGGCUUCCUGCAGUGAAGAGAGGCAGUGACAACAAUGGACUCAACACUAGCUAUGAAAAGAUUGCCAUCCCAAAAAGCUCCUCAAAAGCUCCAACUUUGGAGAGAAAGAAGUCCAAGAGCUUCAAGGAAGGGUCCUGUGCGCCAGCCUCUGUAGAGGCUUCCUUCAGCUACUCCUCCUCUUUGAUCACUGACUCCCCAGGGAGCAUAGCUGCUGUGAGGAGAGAACAGAUGGCACUGCAGCAGGCGCAGAGGAAAAUGAAGAUUGCCCAUUAUGGAAGAUCAAAGUCUGCUAAGUUUGAAAGAGUUUUUCCUCUUGAUCAUUCAACCACUGCUCUUACACCAAAGCCAACUGAGGAGGAGAAGAGAUGCAGCUUUAUCACAGCCAAUUCUGAUCCCAUCUAUAUUGCUUAUCACGACGAGGAAUGGGGAGUUCCAGUUCAUGAUGACAAGAUGUUAUUUGAGCUUUUAGUCUUAAGCGGUGCUCAAGUUGGAUCUGAUUGGACCUCAACCUUGAAGAAACGCCAAGAUUUCAGAGCUGCAUUUUCAGAAUUUGACGCGGAAACUGUGACCAACUUAACUGAUAAGCAAAUGAUGUCAAUUAGUUCUGAAUAUGGCAUUGACAUGAGCAGAGUCCGAGGAGUUGUUGAUAAUGCUAACCAAAUUUUAGAGAUUAAGAAAGACUUUGGAUCAUUUGACAAGUACAUUUGGGGAUUUGUGAAUCAUAAACCCAUCUCCACUCAAUACAAGUUUGGGCAUAAGAUCCCAGUGAAAACCUCAAAAUCAGAGAGCAUAAGCAAAGACAUGGUGAGGAGGGGGUUCAGGUUCGUUGGUCCAACAGUGGUUCAUUCAUUCAUGCAGGCAGCUGGCCUAACAAAUGACCACUUAAUCACAUGCCACAGGCACUUGCAGUGCACCCUAUUGGCAGCUCGCCCUCAUUGUACCAUAGAGUCCUCCCAAUAAAGCCAAUUUGAACUCAGAAAUAAGGAAAAAGAGAUUGACCCUGAAGAGCUCAAGACAUAAAUUAAGAGUUAUUAUGUAUGCUGAAGAUGGUGCAUAUAUAAUAAUGUGGCUAACAAUAGUUACUUUUCGGUUAAUGUUGUGUAUAAUAUUAGAUAGGACAAAAAGGUUUUCUGAUUUGUGAGAUGUUGUGAGAACUUUUGAUGACAGUUUGGGUGUGCUUUCAUUUGCAUGAUUAAUGAAAAAAAAAAGUGAUUAUAAGAGAGAAGAAAAAAGGGUUUAGGGAGGAGGCUUAGGGAACAGUGACCAUGUGCAUGUGCAAUUGGGAGGCAAGGGCAUGUGUGGUGUCAGUUUGCUUUCUAGACCAUGUGACCCAUCAGACUUUGCAUUAUUUGGUUCCCUUUAACAGCCUGUGUGUGUGUGAUACUUGUAAGAGGGGAUUGUAGGACCACCCUCCCCUCCCUUUUUCUUCUCUUGCUUUGUUUAUGGGGUUGUUAUCUUUACUGUAUUCUCUAACUUUUUGGCUUGCCUCAUAUAAAUUAUAUACCCCAAUAUAUUUUGGAGUUGGUGUGGA
Messenger RNA from Vigna umbellata (rice bean), 2117 nucleotides. RefSeq names its product DNA glycosylase superfamily protein. Gene Ontology annotation, biological process: base-excision repair. Lineage: Eukaryota; Viridiplantae; Streptophyta; Magnoliopsida; Fabales; Fabaceae. Gene Ontology annotation, molecular function: DNA-3-methyladenine glycosylase activity. The record is from RefSeq and is a predicted model, not a curated record.